UUCGAUGUGAUGGGGAAUCUUGAAAAGUUUUUGGAUUUUGGGUGGAAGUAAACAAGGCCUAGUUAAAAAUCAUUCCGAUCUUGAUACCGGUAGGCUGCUGCCUGCUGGGCGUAGUAUAAGUAGGCUACUCGAUGGUAAUCUCCUGGCCAUUUGCCAAAAAAAAGUGUGGGGUUUGCAAGUAGGCGCCUGUCGUUUCGUGCGCGUGGCGAAGCAGUGCGAGCGUGACUGCGUGAGUGACAAGAUGAGCAUAUCUUUUUUUUUCUUUUUUUAUUGGAGGAGAUAGUAGACACGAUGAUGGUGAUACGAUGAAGACGAUUGGUAAAAAGCUAGUGUUAUUUAUCACACGAGAAUAUUUUUCUACUUUUUUGAAAUAGAAAAACGAAUAAUGGUACGACGAAAAGAAAGGGUGUACGCUAAAAAGCAAGUCGCCUAAACAUUUGUCACUGCAAAAGUUAAAAUUCCGCAGCCGUUCAAUUCGCAUCCAAUCGAUUGCACAAUCGAUUCUGUUUCAGGCUUCCUCUGCUCCGUCCUUUGUCUCAUCUCCGUUCUACCACUGUUUUACUUUGCUUCGUUCCCCUAGCUAGCCCCGAAACUUCCAAAAGUAGUGUCAUCCGCCAUUUAUGUUUAUGUUUGACCAUAUAAAAUGAAACUGAAAGCGGUUGGUCACUCCUGCGUUCCCAAUUUUAUGAGCAUGCUAUAAGAAGAGUUGUACAAUCAGAUCAAAUGUGUUGCCAAAUUGUACUUAGAAAUUACACCAGAGAGGUGUGUCGGAGAUGGAGGCUUUCCUGAAGAAGUUCUUCCCGGGCUUGCUCAAGAGCACGGCGCGCGGCGGCAACAAGGACGUGUACUGCAUCUACAACAACCAGGCGCUAACGGCCUUCACGUCGUCGCUGUACGCGUUCGGCAUGGUGGGGACGCUGCUGGCGAGCCGCGUCACCCGGCGCCUGGGGCGCCAGGCCGUGAUGCUGAUCGGCGGCAGCCUGUUCCUGGCUGGCGCCCUCGUGAACGCCGCCGCGGCGAACCUCGCCAUGCUCAUCGUCGGGCGGAUGCUGCUCGGCCUGGGCCUCGGGUUCUCCGGCCAGGCCACGCCCGUGUACCUCGCCGAGGUGUCGCCCCCGCGCUGGCGCGGGGGGUUCAUCUCGGCGUUCCCGCUCUUCAUCAGCAUCGGCUACCUGGUCGCCAACCUCAUCAACUACGGCACCUCGCGGAUCCCCGACUGGGGCUGGCGCCUGUCGCUGGGCCUGGCCGCCGUCCCCGCCGCCGUCAUGGUGGCGGGCGCUGCGUUCAUCCCGGACACACCCAGCAGCCUCGUCCUCCGCGGGAAGCACGACGACGCGCGCGCCGCGCUGCAGCGGGUGCGCGGCAAGGGCGUGGACAUCGGCGCCGAGUUCGCGGACAUCCUCGCCGCGGCGGAGAGCGACCGGCGGAACGAGGAGGGCGCGUUCCGCCGGAUCCUGCGCCGCGAGUACCGGCCGUACCUGGUGAUGGCCGUGGCGUUCCCGGUGUUCCUGAACCUCACGGGGGUCGCCGUCACCGCCUUCUUCUCGCCGAUCCUGUUCCGGACCGUCGGGUUCGAGAGCGACGCCGCGCUCAUGGGCGCCGUCAUCCUGGGCCUCAUGAACAUCGGCGGCAUCCUCGCGUCGGGCUUCGCCAUGGACCGCUACGGCCGGAAGCUGCUCUUCGUCAUCGGUGGCGCGCUCAUGUUCACUUGCCAGGUGGCCAUGGCGAGCAUCAUCGGAUCACAGCUGGGCAACGGGAGCAAGAUGCCCAAGGGGUACGCGGUGACGGUGCUGGUGGUGACGCUGGUCUUCUCGGCGAGCUUCAGCUGGUCGUGGGGCGCGCUGUACUGGACCAUCCCCGGCGAGAUAUACCCCGUGGAGGUGCGGUCGGCGGGGCAGGGCGCGGCGGUGGCGCUCAACCUGGGGCUCAACUUCCUGCAGGCGCAGUUCUUCCUGGCGAUGCUGUGCUGCUUCAAGUACGGCACCUUCCUCUUCUACGCGUCAUGGCUGGUGGUGAUGACCGCCUUCGCCGUGGCGUUCGUGCCGGAGACCAAGGGCGUGCCGCUCGAGUCCAUGGCGCACGUCUUCGCGCGCCACUGGUACUGGGGCAGGUUCGUCAAGGACCACCAGAAGUUUGGCGAAGAGUCCACCUAGUUAAGAUAAUCCAUUCGGAAUCAGCGAACGUACCCCCUUGGAUCUCGGCGGUGGUAUACUUCCAGUAGUAGAUUAUUGAUAAGGGAAAUACAUAUUGCGCGUGUGUCUGCCGUGAUGACUAAAGUGUUGGUUUAGAAGGUUGUUAAAAAAAAGUGUUGGUUUAGAAUGGCUUAAGGAACUCAUCCGUGUAGUAAAUUGCGAGACUGGAAAUAUAAAUGUUCGUAGUAGUAUAUUACACAGGAGAGCCUUCUA
Sorghum bicolor (sorghum) is the source of this 2405-nucleotide messenger RNA. Its product is annotated as sugar transport protein 5. Gene Ontology annotation, cellular component: membrane. Gene Ontology annotation, molecular function: monosaccharide transmembrane transporter activity. The transcript is spliced from 3 exons. Gene Ontology annotation, biological process: monosaccharide transmembrane transport. Bases 774 to 2153 code for a protein of 459 amino acids. The record is from RefSeq and is a predicted model, not a curated record. NCBI's taxonomy places the organism in Eukaryota, Viridiplantae, Streptophyta, Magnoliopsida, Poales, Poaceae.